AUGGACUUUUAUGGUAUCACUCGUGGCACCAUUCGUGGUGAGGCACUCAAGAAAUUGGCUGAACUUACAGUGGAACACGUUCCGUCCAAUUUAAAAGAGAUAAACACUGGUAUUCAAAAAGAUGAUUUCGCUAAAUUAUUGACAUCAACACCGAGGGAUUUACCAUUAAGGAAAUCCAUUGGUAGUAGCAUUAAUGAUCAAAAAAUGUCCAAUGUUGCCAUUGCCCCCAAGGAAUAUGAAACUCUUGUUGCGUUGUGUGAUGCUACUGAUAAACCCAUCAAGUUGACAAGUCAAAUUAAAACCUUGAUUGACAAAUUUAGAGUCUACUUGUUUGAAUUACCCGAUCAACAAUUUGCCUAUAGUAUCGUUGCCAAAUCUGUAGCUGUUGCUCCAUGGACUUUACUUGGUGAGAAAUUAACCAUUGCCUUAAUCAAUUUGGCUUACCAAUCGAACAAGCAAUACUUUGAUGAAGUUGUGGAAGUUUUCCAUCAGUUUAUUGACAAGUUUUUUGAUAAUGUCGAUUUGCAAUUGUCUAAUUUUUUAACCUUGACUGGUGUCAUUGAUGGAUUGAAUCAAAAUGCUCAAUUUUUGACUUACUCGUCAAGAACCUUUCGUAUUUUCACCAAUUUGGAUUCGGCUAUUGAUAACUCGGAGAUUCUUGGGGCGAUUGAAGAUUAUUCCGAUUACCUUUAUGAUGACCCAAACCCCUAUCAAGAGUUGUUGGAACGAGACUUUUGUCUCAAUUUUUCACCAGUACUCUACCUUGAGAAGUUAUCGAGAUUGAUGUGUUCUAUACUUGUGGAAAUUGUCGCUUCUAAAUCACAGCAUUUGUUGCCUUACUUGUUGACCCAAGCUGCUAAAAAGUAUGAUGAAGAUGAAUCUAAUGGUAGGGCCAUCAUUGGUCCCGGUAGAGACCAUUUGUCGUUUCCAAGAGCUCAUAUGGAGAUUAUCAAAAUUCUAACUGACUUGGCAUUGAGAAAAUUGGAGUUUUUGGACCGAGGGGAAACUUAUAUCGUUUAUUCAACUAAUAAUCGAUUGAAAUUGGGAUAUUUGGCCAAAAGCUUUAAUUUACAAGUUUUGAGUUGUGGAAUGUUUACUGACAACUUGGACCUAGCCACUUCUAAAGAGUUGUUUAAAGCUAAUAUUGAGAUCAAGGAUGCCAUGUUGGACCCUGAUUUGGGAUUGACUACUUUCCAAUUUGGAUCAUUGUUGGUGUUCAAAGACGAACUGAUUGGCCCAUUGUUGACAAGAGUGUUUACUUCAGUCAUUGCCAAUCCAAGAUUGGAAUCUCUGUAUUGUUUGGAAGCUUCGAAAUGUGUUGGUUUGGGAAGUAAGAGAUUGCCUCAGGAUGCAGUUGUCACUACAAUCUAUUCGUUGACUAACUUGUUAUUUGUCACUAAUGAAGGAUUGCAAGGUCCAUCCAAGAGCGCUAGAAGAGCUGCUAGAAACCACACUGGUGGUGCUGAUAACGCCUCAACAAGGGAUUUCGUGUCGUCACCAUUGUCUUCUAGUAGAACGUCAAUGACUUCGUUUUCCCAAUUGUUUAGCAAAGGCAGUUUAUCGGGUGACUUUGAUGAGAAUGAUUAUCAAAAAGUUUGUGAAAAUGCUGUUACCGCCAUUAUCGAAGUUUCAGAAGCUUGUGAUGACGAAUCGAUUCCAGCAUUGGCCUGCACCAUCUUGUCGCAAAAAGUGACCAAGGUUGAAUCACCAAUAGGACCUUUGAUUUUGAGAGGAUUGUGUUCGUGUGCUCCAUAUGUCCCAGAGCGUGAAUUCAUCAUUUUAAUCAGGUUGUUGAAUAAGCUUACUGUUGAUUCAUUUGAGAGAAAGAAUGCCACAUUGUUGGGUCAUUUGAACGAAUCAAGAUUGAUUUUGUCUUCAAAGUUGAAACCGGAUAAUCAUUUGUAUUUUGUUUACUUGCAUGAGUUGUUGCAGUCAAUCAUUAGCAAAGGUGACGUUCAACAAUUGGAGCAUCAUAGAUCUCAUAAUGAAAUUAGUGAAGUGGGCGAUCAAAUUGCAAUUUACUUGAAGCCAUUGGCUGAAUUGUUACCCGAUGUUCAUUUAGGUCAAGAGCCAUUGAAAAUUGAAAAGACUGAAACCAUCAAUUUGUUUAGAAAUAUCUGGUUCAAUAUGGUUGUUCAUGGUUACAAUUUGAAUUCGAAAAACACCAAAGUGUUUAAAGAUGAAUUGGAAAGAAUUGCUUACAAUUCACCCCCAUUGGCAUCGGAGAGAUCGUGGGAUAGAACUGAAACUUCCAUCGAGUUGAAUACUGUGUUGCGCCGUGGCUCGUCCAACCACAACAUCAAGGACCACAAGACAUUCUUGGGUGACAUUUUUGAAGUGCAUCGCACAAUGUCGUAUCCUAAAUUGAUGUUUUUAUCAGCAACAGUAUUUUGCGAAACUUUGCGUGUUCGUACUGGCGAUUGUUCGAAGAUUUUGUACUAUUUCACCGAUCCAACAAGUAAGAUCUCGGGAAUUGACAAAUACUUGGGCCCAAUUGCGUUUAAGAUUGUCAGGGACUAUAUUGGUUUGAUCAAUACUGGUGCCAACAAGCAAUUCACUGCUGAUCAUAUUGCUAAUCAAUUGACGACAAUGUUGACAUUGACAACCCACCCAGUGACAGAAAUGCAAGAUGCAUCUAUUCAAUGUUGUGACUUGUUGAUUAACAAAGUAUCAGCUUCAUUAUGUCACAAGAAAUCAUUAUUUGCUCUUUUUGAUAUUUUGACAUUGUUGUUUCAAAGUAUUGCUGAUGCUGAUGUCCACGAAUAUGAUCCAACAACAUCGUUUAGAGCAAGAUGUACAGGAAUCAAAAUCACCUUGUCCGACGAUUAUGAUUGGAGGUGCUCCACAUUUAACCGAUUCCAUGAAAAGGCCAAAGGUUGGGUUGAGUUGCUUUUGUACAAGAGUAAUAUCGAUGUCAAGAGCUUGAUUCAAUCGUAUGUUGCUGCGAACGAAGAAUUGCAGUAUGAAGCUCCAAUUCAAUUUGGGCUUUCCUUUGCGUUGAAAAUGUCGGGAACUAUUUCAUCGCAUGAUCGUGACAUCCAAGCCAUUACAUAUGCCAAUAUUUCUGCUUUGGAUACUACACCUUCAAUUGUGUCGCAAUUAAAUUGGAGAUCAAAUUUUGUUUCCCAAUUUAUGAAUAAAUUACCAUUGAGAACUGACGAGGAAUCCGAUUUUGCAUUCAAGGCCAUUAGAGAAAAGGUAUACAAUAUCAAACUGAGAUUGUUUAAUGAGUUUACAGAAAAUCCAUCUCAUGACGAGAUUAUGAAUUUGUUGACAGAAAUUGCCGGAUUGACUUUGUUGUCUGAUAUCAACAAUGCUGAAUUGGUGAGGUACAUGGUUGAAAUACCAUUCAUCUUGUUUGAGCCGCUGGUGAUGAUCCCUGCUAGUGGCGUUUGGUUUGCUGUUAUGAAGGAUAAACCAAAGUUGAGCAUGUUGUUACUUAGUGAGUUGGCCCAAAAGUGGGAAGAAUCAAUUGAGUUAAGAAAAGGGUUAUUUUCACAAGAACUCGAUAUUGUUCAUCCUGAAUUUGAUAAAAUGGAGUAUGCACCAAGUAAUCGAUCUACUGAUUUGAGAUUGGCUGAAAAUGCACAAAGAAGUUUUGAGCCUCAUUUGGAAUUAGUUCGUUUAUUCUCCAGCAAUUUCGAAGCUACAUUAAACCAAAGUGAUCAUUUAUUAAAGUUGUUUACUCGAUUUGUUGAAGUUGGAUUGAAGAAUUUGAAAUUUGCUAGCUAUCAUCCACUUUCAAGAUUGGUUCGAUUUGAAUUGGUUAGAUUUGCAUUUGAAGUAUUACAAGUGCAUUUGAAGUUGGGAUCAAGAAUUUGCAAGUACUUAACCGAAUUGAUUUUCGAUGGAGCAUUGACUUGGUUCAGACAAAGAUUUGUUUACCCAUUUUCUGCCAACAAGUUGAAAUUCAAGAGUGAAGCAAUUGUAAUGAAUGAAGUUGCAAGAAUGGCUGGUGCAGUGUCAGUGUUUCGUCUGAAGGAUAUUGAAAUGAAGCGAACUAUUUUCUUGCAAUUUCUUGAUGAUGAAGUAUACAAGUUUAACGUUUGGUUAACGUCGUUGAACCCAACUGAUACAUCGGGUUCUAUUAUUGGAUCAUCACAUCAAGUGUCUAGUACUCAAAUUACACGUGCAUAUGAGAUUGAUCCAAUUUUGGCGAUUAAUUUAGCUAUGAGGUAUAAGAGCAAAGCUCAUGACGAUUUGAUACAACAAUUGAUUAUCAAGAAUCCACUUGCAGCUAUCCCUUACCCCGAUGCCGUUCAAUUUUUCAUUGGUAUCAACUUGGGUGUUCAUAUGCCAUCGCAUCAAUUGUUGUUUUGGUCGCCAGUGGCCCCAAUCGAUGCCAUCACUUUGUUUUUACCUCCAUUUGGUGCUAAUCCAUACAUUUUGCAAUAUACCAUGAGAUCAUUGGAAACACAUGAUGUUAAUUUGACAUUUUUCUAUGUGCCACAAAUUGUCCAGUCAUUGCGUCAUGAUGCCAAGGGGUAUGUUGAGCGUUUUAUCAUUGAGACUGCCAAAGUAUCACAAUUAUUUGCUCAUCAAAUCAUUUGGAAUAUGUUGGCAAAUAGUUACAAAGAUGAUGAUUCUACCGAGCCCGAUGAUUUGAAACCUGUUUUGGAUAGAAUUCAAGAACAUAUGUUGAAGGAAUUGAGUGAUAAAGAUUUACAAUUUUAUCACAAGGAAUUUGGGUUUUUCAAUGAAGUUACUGAUAUUUCGGGUAAAUUAAAACCAUAUAUCAAGAAAUCCAAAGCGGAGAAGAAGGCCAAGAUUGAUGAGGAGAUGGCAUUGAUUAAAGUUGAGCCAGGCGUAUACUUGCCGUCAAACCCAGACGGUGUUCUUGUUGAUAUCAAUCGUAAGUCAGGUAAGCCAUUGCAAUCACAUGCAAAGGCUCCAUUUAUGGCAACUUUCAAAAUCAAGAAGGAGUUGACCGAUUAUGAUGAACAUGGUAAGCCACAACAAGUUGAAAUUGAAAAAUGGCAAAGUGCCAUUUUCAAAGUUGGUGAUGAUUGUAGACAAGAUGUGUUGGCAUUGCAGUUGAUUUCCAUGUUUAGAACCAUUUGGAGUGAUGCUGGAUUGGACCUUUACGUUUAUCCGUACCGAGUCACUGCCACUGCACCAGGAUGUGGUGUGAUUGAUGUGUUACCUAACGCUAAUUCGAGAGAUAUGUUGGGUAGAGAGGCAGUUAAUGGAUUAUUUGAGUACUACAUUACUAAAUUUGGACCACAAAAGUCAAUUGAGUUUCAAAAAGCAAGAAACAAUUUAGUCAAAUCCUUAGCUGCAUAUUCAAUCAUUUCCUAUUUAUUACAGUUUAAAGAUAGACACAAUGGUAACAUUAUGUAUGAUGAUCAAGGACACAUUUUGCACAUUGAUUUCGGGUUCUGUUUUGAUAUUGUUCCUGGUGGAGUCAAGUUUGAAGCAGCUCCAUUUAAAUUGACUCAUGAAAUGGUUAUGGUGUUGGGUGGAAGCGACGAUACACAAGCUUUCAAAUGGUUUGAAGAGUUGUGUAUCAAGGGAUACUUGGCCUGUCGUCCAUAUAUGGAAUUGAUUGUGCGAACAGUUGUACCAAUGUUGGAAUCGGGAUUACCUUGUUUUAAAGACACCACGAUCAAGAAUUUACGUCUGAGGUUUGUUCCUGGUAAAAGUGAUAAAGAAGCUGCGGUUUACUUCCGCAAAUUGAUCAAAAAAUCAAUGGAGAGUUUCUACACCAAAGGGUAUGACGAGUUUCAAAGAAUCACCAAUGGUAUUCCUUAUUAG
Messenger RNA from Lodderomyces parapsilosis, 5754 nucleotides. RefSeq names its product 1-phosphatidylinositol 4-kinase (gene STT4). The coding region runs from base 1 to 5754 and encodes 1917 amino acids. Lineage: Eukaryota; Fungi; Ascomycota; Pichiomycetes; Serinales; Debaryomycetaceae. Gene Ontology annotation, biological process: phosphatidylinositol-mediated signaling; phosphatidylinositol phosphate biosynthetic process. The transcript has a single exon. Gene Ontology annotation, molecular function: 1-phosphatidylinositol 4-kinase activity. Gene Ontology annotation, cellular component: cytoplasm; plasma membrane. The record is from RefSeq and is a predicted model, not a curated record.